AUCCGGGAUGUGCAGCACAGAAACCCUUCCUGACACGACUCGUCACUGGUUGCGUUGGUCCUGUCUUCUGUUAAAUAACCAUUUGUACUUGUUAAACGUCAAAUUUCUGAAAGAAAAUGCCUCUUAAGUUUGAGCUGUGUCCGGACCGAAUGAUCGGAGGAAACCAUCCGUGUUUCAUCAUCGCUGAGAUCGGACAGAAUCACCAGGGGGACAUUGAGAUUGCCAAGAAAAUGAUCAAAAUGGCAAAGGACUGUGGAGCUGACUGUGCCAAAUUUCAGAAGAGCGAAUUAGAGCACAAGUUUAACAAGCGAGCCUUGGAGCGCCCCUACACCUCCAAACAGUCCUGGGGGAAGACGUACGGUGAGCACAAGCGACACCUGGAGUUCAGCCACGAGCAGUACAGGGAGCUGCAGAAAUAUGCAAAGGAAGUGGGGAUCUACUUCACUGCCUCAGGGAUGGAUGAGAUGGCAGUGGAGUUUCUCCAUGAGCUCGAUGUGCCUUUCUUCAAAGUGGGAUCAGGAGACACCAACAACUUCCCCUAUCUGGAGAAGACUGCCAAGAAGGGACGUCCCAUGGUGGUGUCCAGCGGGAUGCAGUCCAUGGAGACGAUGCGUCGGGUCUACCAGACGGUGAAAAAGCACAACCAGAACUUCGCCAUCCUGCAGUGCACCAGCGCCUACCCACUGGAGGCUGAGGACGUCAACCUCCGAGUGAUCGCUGAAUACCAGAAGGAAUUUCCUGACAUUCCCAUCGGGUAUUCUGGCCACGAGUCUGGGAUCGAUAUUUCCGUGGCGGCCGUAGCUCUUGGGGCAAAGAUCAUCGAGCGCCACGUGACCUUGGACAAGACUUGGAAAGGAAGCGACCAUGAAGCCUCCCUGGUGCCCUCAGAGCUGACCGAGCUGGUCCGCUCCAUCCGGCUGGUGGAGAGGGCGCUGGGCAGUGGCGUUAAGCAGAUGUUACCCUGCGAGAAGCCAUGUCAUGAUAAGUUGGGUAAGUCCGUGGUGGCCAAAGUGAAAAUCCCCAGUGGAACCGUUCUGACUCUGGACAUGCUGACGGUAAAGGUGGCCGAGCCCAUGGGCGUCGCAGCCGAGGACAUCUACCAGCUGGUCGGCAAAAAGGUGACAGAGGACGUGAAGGAGGACGAGAGCGUGGUGCCGGGGGUGGUGGACAACUACGGCAAAAGGGCAAAGUGCUGAGAAUGGAAGAGAGGUUGAAAUGGGUUCAAAACUAAAAUUAAGAGGAAAUGGAAAAGUUUCUUUUGGGGGAAAAUUGUGAAGGAGCUGAAGAUGAAACGUGAAGGAGUUGUUGCUGCUGAUGUCCCAGAUGUCCAAGUUUUGGAUUGACACACACACACAGCAACAGGUUAUAUGAUGUAAUUGGACAAGGCAUUAUAGUCUGAUAGAUAGAUCCUGUGUUCUGAUUCAAUUAAUUUCCUAAUUUUCUAAAAGCAGCCUUAAUAUAUUACUCAAAAAUUAUUUUUUACCCUAACAGGCCCAACAUAUCAAUAACAAGAAAAAAGACUGGUUGUCAAAAUGUCUGUUACUGAAUGAAGUGGGAUUCCUGUUUAUAUUGUAUUUUUGUCAUCAAUCGUCUUUGUUGUGUUACCAUGAAUAUCUGCUAAGCAAAAAUCUACAAUGUUCUGAAAAGAUGAAGCCUUCAAAUAAAACAACAAUAUUGCCAUAA
Messenger RNA from Platichthys flesus (European flounder), 1683 nucleotides. Its product is annotated as sialic acid synthase-like. The transcript is spliced from 6 exons. Gene Ontology annotation, molecular function: N-acylneuraminate-9-phosphate synthase activity. Bases 117 to 1196 code for a protein of 359 amino acids. Gene Ontology annotation, biological process: carbohydrate biosynthetic process. The record is from RefSeq and is a predicted model, not a curated record. Lineage: Eukaryota; Metazoa; Chordata; Actinopteri; Pleuronectiformes; Pleuronectidae.